This is a messenger RNA of Arachis stenosperma, 931 nucleotides long. Its product is annotated as histone H3-like centromeric protein CENH3. Gene Ontology annotation, molecular function: protein heterodimerization activity; structural constituent of chromatin; DNA binding. The record is from RefSeq and is a predicted model, not a curated record. NCBI's taxonomy places the organism in Eukaryota, Viridiplantae, Streptophyta, Magnoliopsida, Fabales, Fabaceae. Gene Ontology annotation, cellular component: nucleosome. The transcript is spliced from 7 exons. Bases 185 to 646 code for a protein of 153 amino acids.
UACAAAAUUUAUGGAAAACAAAAAAAAAAAGAUAAUUUAAAAAAAAAAAAAGAGAACCCCAAAAACUGAAACCCCUCUGUCAACCUCUCUCACUCUGCAGCGCUGCCUCGUCGUCGCCGUUCUCUGGUUUGGUCACCGGCGCCGGUGGCCGUUGCGGAGUCUGUUCGCUCUUGACAACCUUCUAAUGGCAAGAGUGAAGCGUAUUCCAACACCUAGUCAAAAAGGUAAGAAAAAAGUAAGACCAUCACAAAGUCCAUCGCAAGCGUCUGGUAGCAGAAGGAGGGAGGAUGGAGAAGAGGAGCAGGAACCAGAAGCGGGACGAGGAUCAGCAGCACCUAAGAAAAGGCGUAAUAAGCCAGGAACAGUAGCCCUUCGUGAGAUUCGUAAAUUUCAGAAGAGUUUCAACCUACUCAUCCCAGCUGCCCCCUUCAUGAGAUGUGUCAAACAGAUUACAAACCAACUAUCUACGGAGGUCACUCGCUGGACAGCUGAAGCCAUGGUAGCACUUCAAGAAGCAGCUGAGGAUCAUCUGGUUCGUUUGUUUGAAGAUGGAAUGUUGUGUGCUAUCCAUGCAAAGCGUGUUACUCUCAUGAAAAAGGACAUAGAGUUGGCCCGGAGACUCGGAGUGAUAGGAAGACCUUGGUGAUGAGCAUUGGCCACAUUUCAUGCUCUGGUGUUAUGUAAAAUCUUGACACCAGCAAAAGGGGUUUCAGAGAAGCUUUUGCUACUUCUAAACCACUCAAAUUGAACUCAUUAUUUGUCAAUUAAGUAUUAGUAGGAAAAUUAGGCUAACUCAUGUAUUAUCGUAGGUGAAUACUAAGUUAGAUUCUGUUGUAAAAUGAGAACCUGUCGUUGGGUGGAAAAAAAAUUGAUGAAUGUUUGGUAAAUAUUUUUUUUUAACAUAUCUGUCACAAUGAACAUUUCAAUACUA